Molecule: messenger RNA, 2049 nt
Organism: Ylistrum balloti
Lineage: Eukaryota; Metazoa; Mollusca; Bivalvia; Pectinida; Pectinidae
Product: mucin-2-like
Exons: 1
Coding region: 1-2049 (682 amino acids)
Source: RefSeq, a predicted model, not a curated record
AUGGAAAAAAGAAAAAGGUCGAUUAAAUUUCUUUGUAUCAUCGGGUAUUUGCAAAGCGUAGUUUCAUCUGUGAAUGCGUUACCGCCCGCGGUGGAACAACCCAAUGACCCAGGAACAAACAUUUUACCUAUAACGCCCCCCAAAACAGCCGACGUGACCAAUAGCGUUUUCAGCCUCACAGCCAGUUCUGAAGGCACACGUUCAGUAAAUUCUGACCCAAAUUUUGCGAGCGCAGAAAAAAUGAUCAACAAUGCCAUAAAUCCCCAAGUGUCCAAUGAGGCUACAAAAUUCAUCGCAGCUGACGAAACACCUCUCGCAUUUCGCCGAUUUCGCGCGGAAUUGUCAUCUUCACAGUCUACCAACUCGAAUAUCGGAGAUGGGUCGAAAAGUGUGUCCUCAAUAACAACAACACAGGGCAACACAGAUAUCGAUCGAGCAACAUCAACGGCUAAUAAUGGAAGAGCGUUAGGAGGAUUCAUUGCAACUGUUGCGUCACCUCCUUCACAGAUAUCAAGUGGAGUUCAGUUUAUGCCUUCAGCAAUGAGAUAUGCCAUACGACCACCAGGAGUGCAAUUUUCAACGCUUGACUUGACCGGUUUGUCAUCGCGUCCGCCUAUACUGUCGUAUAUACCUUCUGCUUCAUUUUCUGCUCCUGUUGCACAGUCGAACUCCAUCCGCUUACUUCCUAAAACGUUCCGUACAUUUUAUCAAAAUACACCGACAUCCCCAAUCCUGCCUUUUGUUGGUUCUAAUUCUGGAUUAUCGUCUUUGUCUUUUCCACCAACACCUAUGGAAGUGCCGCCAAUUUCAUCUUUCUCUUCUCCUAUCCCGAUUCACCAGCAGCAGCAGCGACAACAACAAAUUUCUUCAGUGCCAACAGUAACUGUUUCUGAAUCCCCUAGUGUAACCUUUUCUUCUGCACCUAUUUCAACAUCUGUAAGUCCUUCUAUUCCAUCCAGCCAAAUCUCCUAUGCUCCCAAACCACCUCUCACUAGUCUCACGACAGUCAAUAUGAUACCUGGUCCACCGAAGACCGUAUUUCAAUCACCACCUCCACCUCAAACGACUGUUACAACAUUUGCUAACUCUCCGGGUCCUUCUCCACAGACCAUGCAACUACAACCAUUUCGGCCUCUAGCAACUGUAACAGCAUCCUCUGACACUAUACCUCCUCCAUCGCAGACCAUACAAUUUCAAUCACCACCUCAAACGACUGUUACAACAUUUCCUAACUCUCCAGGUCCUUCUCCACCGGCCGUACAGCGACGAACAUUUCGUCCUCAAACGACUCUUACAGCAUUUGCUAACUAUCCAGGUCCUUCCCCACAGGCCAUACAACUACAACCAAUUCGGCCUCUAGCAACUGUUACAGCAUCCUCUGACACUCUUCCUCCUCCUACGCAUACCGUACAAUUUCAAUCACCACCUCCACCUCAAACGACUAUUACAACAUUUCUUAACUCUCCAGGUCCUUCUCCACCAGCCAUACAAACACUUCAUCCUCAAGCGACUGUAACAACAUUCUCUAACACUCCACUUCCUCCUCCUCCAACCAUACAAUUACAGUCAUCACCUCCAACUGCGAUUGAGACACCAGUGCAAGCAUCUACAGUAAUGACGCCUCAACCCCCAAUAAACAUUGCUCCAUUGUCUUCGAUGGGCGUAGGUCCUUCAUCCGUACCAUCCUUUACAUCAAUUCCUUUAUAUCACACAGCAGUACAAGCCCCAGGUAUUGCGCCGCUUUCAUUCCCAUUGGCUUCAGGCACACAAAAUAUUUUUGGAGUAGGUAUGUCACCCCCUUUCGUUGGUCAAGAAGGCGGUUUUGGUACCAACUUUGGAAGUGUGGGAAUAGGAGGAGGAGGAGCAGGCGGAGGAGAAAUUAUGGGAACAAAUUCCGGCACUCUACCAGCCGCAGUCUCUUCAAUAUCUCGGUCAUUCAAUGAGUUCUUGUCACCAAUCAUGUCAGCGUUUGAGGUAUGCUUAAAUGUUGGCACCAAAGAUCUCUCUUUAACAUGUCAAAAAUAUACUAGUAAGAUUUCGUCUGAAUAA